Hevea brasiliensis (rubber tree) is the source of this 1768-nucleotide messenger RNA. RefSeq names its product F-box protein CPR1-like. Bases 16 to 1386 code for a protein of 456 amino acids. The transcript has 2 exons. Gene Ontology annotation, molecular function: protein binding. Lineage: Eukaryota; Viridiplantae; Streptophyta; Magnoliopsida; Malpighiales; Euphorbiaceae. The record is from RefSeq and is a predicted model, not a curated record.
AAUCGAAAAAAAAAAAUGUCGGAUCGUCUUUCUCAAAAGUUGCUUACUGAAAUUUUGUCAAGAUUGCCUGUGAAAUCACUCCUCAAAUGCAGGUGCGUUUCCAAAUCUUGGUACUCUUUAAUCACCAACCCUUCUUUCAUAGCCCACCAUCUCGAGAAAACCGCUCCAAGAAACAGUGGCCUACUUAUCUUUAGGUACAGCACUAUCGCAGAACUAGACACAGAGUCAGAUAAUGAGCGUUAUUUUCUAUACCCAGAUGAGGGUUUCCCUGAAAACCCUGUCGAGGAACUUGAUUGCCCAUUUAAAGGCGUUAAGCGUUUUGUUAAUAUAGUGGGUUCUUGUAAUGGGGUCUUUUGUCUAUCUGAUAAUGUUGGUGGCAUUAAUACAUACAGAGCUGCUUUGUGGAACCCUAGUGUUAGAAAGAUUGUUAAAAUUCAUUUUCCUAAAGUUAACUAUACCUCAAAAGGACCCUUUAUUCACUCACUUGGGUUUGGUUUUGAUUCCACUACUGAUGAUUAUAAGUUGGUGAGAGUAGUGUAUUUGAAAGAUAGUACUCUUAACUAUAAUGAGUUUCCGCCUUUGGUUGAGAUUUACAGUUUGAGAAGUAGGGGUUGGAGAAAGGUUGAUAAUAAUCUGAAAUAUGUUAUGCGCGAGGGCUCAACGUCUGCUUUUCUGAAUGGAGCUUGUCAUUGGGUUGCCACUAAGGAGGAUGGUAUAAGCGAAGUGAUUGUGUCCUUUGCUUUGGGAGAAGAGGUGUUUGGAGAAAUGGAGGUACCAGAUUGUUUGGUUAACAAAUAUAUCUUUAUGGAUAUUGCUGUGUUUGAUGGAUCACUUUUGCUGGUUCCUUUUAUGAAAUUUACUACGGAAAGGUGUUUUUCAGUUUGGAUAAUGAAAAAAUAUGGUGUUCCAGGAUCUUGGACCAGACUUUUCAAUAUUUCACAUUUGGAAUGGAUACGAAGGUUAGUUGCAUUUAGGCAAAAUGGUAAGGUUCUACUGGCAAAAGUGGAUGGAGAGCUAGUUUUCUAUGAUCCAAAGACAGAAGAAAUCUCGGCUACAGAAAUUUUGGGCAAUUCACGCUCCUUUUAUUUGGACACUUUAGUGGAGAGUCUUGUUUUACUCGAUGAAGCAAAUGAAUUUGCAGAGGAGGAAGCUUCUGAGGAUGAUGGCACAAAUGGAGUUUCAAAGGAGCCUUCUUCUUCUCCUGAUGGCGCAGACAAGGACUUGCAGAAGAUCAGUGAAGGGAAGAAGAAUGCCAACAGUCCUGUGAUACUGAACGAAGCAAAUGAAAUCUUCGAGGAGGUUGCACCUAGUUCUAAUUCAACGAUUGAUAAAGCAAAUGAAGAAUCAAAGGAAGAAGCACAGGGAGAGUCAAUUUCUACAGAAUGAAGCAAAUGGUGUCUUGGGGAGCAUGAUUCUCCUGCACAAAUUGUAUCAAAUUCCAGCAACUGGAUGUUCAAAUCAAUCGUCUUCAUGUGCUAGUGUGGACCAGAACUAGUAGUGGUUGUAGCUCUAUCGUACAUAAGCUUAAUGGAGCAUCUAUCGAGUUUUUGUGAUUGCAAAUUUAGUUCUACCAUUAGAUUUUAAUAUCAACUUUAAAAACAUAGCUCUGAGUCUUGAAUCUUGAUCAGCUAGACUCCAUUACAACAUGUGAUGUGCAUAUUUUCAUAUGAUUAGGUCUGCCCAUCUGAUUUUUGAAUGUUAGAAUGUACAUUUGCAUGGUGUUUUGGACUAGAUACUGAGAUUUUAAUCAGUGAAAUUAGAUGUUUUA